Paramecium sonneborni is the source of this 912-nucleotide messenger RNA. NCBI's taxonomy places the organism in Eukaryota, Ciliophora, Oligohymenophorea, Peniculida, Parameciidae. The record is from the annotation of a GenBank genome assembly.
AUGAAUAAUAAGAAUAUAUAAACUAGCCUUGAUCUAAAAUAAAGUAACUUUGCUUUCUGCUUGUCUAAUGAUGAAAAACAAUUAAUCAUUAUUUAAUAAGAUCGACUCGUUGCUUACGAUUUAUCUAAAGGUUAAUUUAACAUUAUUACUCUAUUUGAAGAAAUUUAGCUAAAUCAAACUAAAAUUUGUAUAUCAUCGGAUAAUUUAUUUUGUUGUGUGAGCACAUAAUUACUAAUUAAUGGUUAGCUCAUUUUUGUUCUACUUAAAUUUGACUUAUAAAAGAAAGUUUUAUCUAACAAAUAUUUAAAUUAUCAUUUAAUGUCAUUAGAUAUGUUAGAGUUUAUUCCCAAUUCUCAUAUAUUAAUAAGCUUAAGUAUUGAUGCCACUAUUAAAAUUUUUGAUUUAGCUGAUUAAAAACCAAAAACUUUAAUUACAAGAUGUUCGCAAAAACCAUUAUAUUGUAGAUUAAUACAUAAAAAAAAUAGAGUCGUAAUUUUUGAUAAUCUCUUUAAUAUAAAAUUAAUGGAUACUUUGAAUGAAAAAUAAUUAAAAUUAAUAAAAUUAAGAUUAGGAAGAUGCUAUAAAGCCUUAGCUGAGGAAAAUGGUAUUGUUGCUUUUUUAGCUAAAUCUGAUAAAUGUUAUUUGUAUGAUUUACCUAAGCAAAAAUUAAUUAGAAAGUAUAAAUCACCUGAUAAUUUUAACUUAUUUAAAGUUCAUACUAAUUAUUUGCUUUUUUAAGAACACAAUCAAAUAAUGAUUCUAAAUACGAUAACUUGUAAACAAUAGUUUUUAUACCUAUAAAAUAUCUAAUACAUUUAUAGCAUGAUGUUUAAUUAAAAUUUAGAUAAAUUAUUCCUAUGUGAUUAGGAAUAAAUACAUAUUUUUGAUAAUAUAGAAUUUUUAGAAUAAUGA